This is a messenger RNA of Papaver somniferum (opium poppy), 3342 nucleotides long. RefSeq names its product sugar transporter ERD6-like 5. The record is from RefSeq and is a predicted model, not a curated record. The coding region runs from base 1937 to 2476 and encodes 179 amino acids. Gene Ontology annotation, biological process: transmembrane transport. The transcript has 13 exons. NCBI's taxonomy places the organism in Eukaryota, Viridiplantae, Streptophyta, Magnoliopsida, Ranunculales, Papaveraceae. Gene Ontology annotation, cellular component: membrane. Gene Ontology annotation, molecular function: transmembrane transporter activity.
UCGGUCAUAACUUGUUUUUCUUUCUCUCUCUUUCAGAACCCAUUUUCAAGCAAAGCAGAAAACCGAGAUAUUUUUAGGUUUUAGGUGAAAACCUGAAAUCAAACUAUUUAUCUCUUCACGAUAAUAUCCUAAUCGAGAUCUUCUAAGUCUUUACUUUCUCUCCCAGUCUCUCUUUCAAAACUAAUCUUUUUAAACUGAGAAUAAUCAAGAAAUCAUAGGUGAUUUCGGCCGGAGAAACCGAAAAUCAAAACCCUUUCUUUGAAAGUAUGAUAUCCUAAUCGAAACCCAUAUACCAGAUAUCUAGAUCUAUCGUGUAGUAGCUUGAAUUCAUUGGAAACCCUAGAAAAUCUAUUUUGUUCCUCAAAUCAAAAGCAAAUCAUCAAUCUGAUAUGUUUCCGUGGUUUUAUUACCCAACAGUUGGUUGAUUCUGACAUACUUUAUCAUCAGAUUUGGCUGCUUUGUUGUAUUGGGUGAAGAUUUUGUUAAUGGAUGUUGGCUUUGAUGGUGAAGCUGGUGGUUUUGCAUCUGUUGAUGUUAUGGGUGUCUGUUGGUGUUUCUCUUAUGUACUCGUAGUGUUGAAUUUUUCAGAUCUGGAGACACGUGCAGAAGUAUUUUCAAAAGCUUCUGAAGAAUGGAACCAGUGAACAUUUACCACCUCCAAUGCCAAAACGAAAAGCAGUUCAACCAUACCCACAGAAAGCAGCAAAAAUGGUUGAGUGAUUGUUUCCUAUUAGUCUUUGUAAAGCUUACUAGACUGCAAAAUGAUUUGUCCCACUAAUAUUUCGUUAAAUUGGAAGUUCCGAUGCUACCACAAACCACAGGGGUGUGUCAAUCAUCUUCAAAUCUGUUAGACAUCCAUCUUCGUUGCUUAAAACAGGACCUUCAGUGUCUUCAUAGCCUCAGUUAUCCAGUGAUGGAAUUCUGUUAUUGCAAGCUCUUUCUGAAUUCUUAAAUUACUUAGUUCGGGGUUCUAAUUUUUGAAAUGUUGUGUUGUUCUCAGAUGAUACGGAAUCUAUACAAGGUUGGUAUUAUCGAAUAAUUGUUACGGGUUACGGUAGCAGCAAUAAUAACACUUCGAGUUCAUACCCACCUUGUGAAACUAGGGGUUGAGGGAAUCAUGUCCCUCCAUUGCGAGGUGAAUCUCUCAUGUGUUUGACUUGGAGUGUUGUGUAUAAAAAUCUGAGUAAAAUGAAACAGCUGGUAUUGGUUUUUUGUUUUUUGUUGAUCCAGCUAUACUGGAUUUCGCCCAAGUCUACAGCUUUAUUGGCAGUGUAUUUGACCCUAGCACAAGUAAUUACCUGCAGAAACUUAAGGAGAUGAAUCCAACGACAUGGAUGCAAUUUGCCUUAUGAAACCCUAUCUUGUCCUAAGAUUCAUUUUUGCAUUUAGCAGAUGCUCAAAGUCGGCAAUAAGCUGUUUUGUUUCGUACCUCAUUCAGGUGUUCUUCUUGAUAAGGAAACUCUCUAUGAAUCUGUCUAUUCCUGAUUUUGAAGAUUAAGUAAGUGCCCUUUUAUUUCCUCGGAUCCUUCUUCUUUUGGUUGGUCUGGAGGCAUCCUUUGUUGUACGCGUAUAGUUUACAGAGGCUUUCUUAAUGCUUUGAAUUUUGUUUGAUUACUCUUGCGGAGGAGAUUGCUUUCAUCUUAUUAUGUUGACUCCGGUAAGGCUCAACAAGAUACUGAAGUGUCAUUCAUAAACGAUAAUGAGUCCAAGAAUCCAAGAGGUAGAUAGAUUGAGUGAGUUGGAGAUAGAGAGUGGUCAGGUUGUUGUAGUGACCUGCAUAAGGACGGAGCUAUACAACCAUAAGUUGAGAUUACUUCUUGGUGUCCGAUAACUGAUUUUCUGGCUGAGCAAAUGUUGUUCAGGUCCCUGUUUUUAUAGCUUAAAUAACACCUAAGAAUCUACGGGGAGCAUCAACUACAGUUAAUCAGUUGGUGAUAUGCAUUGGCGCAUCUCUACCUUCCUAUUUGGAACAAUGGUCAAAUGGCGCACUAUAGCACUAAUCGGGCUCAUCUUCAUUCCUGAAUCUCCUAGAUGGCUGGAAAAAGUUGGUAAACUGGAAGCCUUUGAAUACUCUCUUCGACGUCUUCGGGGCAACAACGCCAAUAUAUCUGAAGAAGCUGAAGAAAUCAGAGGUUAUACCGAGACCAUCCAGCGACUACCAAAAGCCAAAACCUUGGACUUAUUUCAGAGAAAAUAUGCGCAUUCGCUCAUUGUUGGAGUUGGAUUAAUGGUCCUAAAACAAUUUGGAGGUGUUAAUGGAAUUGCAUUUUACGCGAGUUCAAUUUUCGUUUCGGCAGGAUUUUCUUCGGGUAAUGUUGGAACUAUAGCAAUGGUUGCAGUUCAGAUAUCCAUGCAAACAUUAGGUGUACUUUUAAUGGAUAAAUCCGGGAGAAGGCCACUCCUUACGGAUUGUCGUUUCCCAUCCAAUAGAGUUGUUGACCGCUGGGAGCAAUCAGUCAAAAAUGUUCUUACAUGAAGAGUGUCAUAACUUGGGCGGAAUCAGCAUAGAGGAGAUACAUCGACUCGUUUAUGCUCGAGUGCUAGCUUCUCAUGUUUUAACUUGGCAACAUGCCUUACUAAUGGCCCUUAGCAUCUCAUCCAUUCAAAUUGCUCCAGUCUAUUUGAUGUCAUGCAUGAAGCAAGGAAUGGGAUUGCUGGAGAUUUUAUUGUACAAGCAACCUGUACAACACAACCGAUAACAAAUACAACUAACCUUCAUCUUAAAUGAUAAAUUAGUUUCUAAUACUUAACCUAGACUUGCCAAUUGUAUUGGUUAUCAUUUGGGAUUGUCAUACAUUUUAUUAAUUUUGUUUUUUUGCUUCUAAAGACGUUCUUGAAGAGUGCAAAGCAGUUGAAAAAGGAGAUGAGAGGAAAAAUAGUACACUCUCGCUGUUAGCACAAGUUGACGUACUAACCGAUAUGAAAUUCGCACAAAUCAUCUCCUGUCAAGGAUUUAUCUUCUGGAGAUUCUCAUGCGCAAGACAUACAGAUUUGAUGAUAAGGAACUAAAGCAGUACUCUGGUCUUUUAGAGUAGAGGUCACCAAUGGAGGGGCUAAAGCAGUACCAUGGUCUUAGAGUAGAGGUCAUUAGUUCCUUACUUGGAAUGAGGGAUUAAAAGUAGCAAAACAUGGUCAUUGUAUGGUAUGGAUUUAUGGUUUAUGUAUCUAGCUACUCUGUUGAUGUAUGAAUCGUUCUUGAUGGAUUGUGAUGAUCAAUAAUUUUGCUUGAUCGAUUGUAAUUCAGGAGCAGAAAUAUGCCGGAAAAUGUGCCGGCGGUAACUUUCUUUUUAGCCUGAAAAUUAUUUUGCAACAGAUAUAGACGUGGGAAAAUUAUCCGGUGCA